AUGGUAUAGUGAGAAAGGCUGAAAGGAAUUGAAAUGAUAAAUACAAAUGGGAGAGCACUUUUCUGCUGUACAUCACCUUACAUUGACAACUCCAUAACAUGUUAUCUACUAUUGUGGACAUUUAUUUUAAUAUUUGUUAUUCCCUGAUUUACAAGAUGAGAGGUCAUUGUCAAAUAAUGUAUUUACUCAUUUUGGUCAAAACAGCUUCUACAACAAAAUGAAAUGCACACGAACCACAGGAGUAUUCUGAAUCUCAACUCCCUUUUGCAAGCCUUUCCCUGUUACUUAAAUAAAUAAACCCAAUAAUAGCUAAUCAUCCAAUGGUGUGGCUCGUUAGUGGACAAGAGCGACACCACUUUCAUGUAUGUUCGCUCAGCCUCAUGGCUCGCCAGAAUCUGUCCAAGGCAGCUCCAUGAGGUCAUUGUGCCGAGUCAAGGAAUAGUCCACCACUUAAUCCCCCGUCAAACUUCACACGGCUCUCCCCCUACAGCACCAACCCUGAUCCCUACAUUGUCCCUAAGCGACCCACCCUAUCCUAACUACCGAAGGGGGCGCUAUCACUUUGCAGGAGGGAAAACAGACUUCGACAGAACACCGGAAAUAGGUACUUCUUGAUACCAACGAAGAAGAAAAAGUAAACUGCAACAUGGCGACUCCCAUGCACAGGAUAAUAGCCAGGAGGCAAGCGGAGGCAAACAAACAAAAUGUGCGUUGCCAGAAGUGUUUGGAGAUUGGACACUGGACCUACGAAUGCACGGGGAAGCGGAAAUAUGUGCACAGACCGUCAAGAACAGUUGAGAUGAAAAAGAAACUCAAGGAGAAUGAAAACAAACCCCUCAGCAUUACCGGACCAGGAAGUGAAGGCCCCAAUGAGAAGAAAAUGAAAAAGAAGGCUAAAGACGGUAGCGACAGCAGCAGUGAUUCAGACAGUGAUUCAAGUGACUCAUCGUCAGACAGCAGCGACUCCUCUAGCUCCUCUUCAGACGACAGUGACGGCAGCAGUGACAGCGACGAUGACAGCUCUUCCUCAUCCUCCUCCUCGUCCUCCUCUUCGUCCUCGGAUAGCUCGGACUCAGGAAGCAACAGCGCUUCAGACCAAGGACCUCCAAAGAAGAAGAAAAAGAAGAAAUGAAUAAAUAUUUUGCAUUAAGUGGGUGUUCUUGUUUGUUAGUAGAUUUUAGCUGUCCACUUUUUUUUCUCUCCCUGUAAUUCAUUGUUGGAUCUGAUUGGACAGGACACCUUUUAGGGCUGUAACACUGCUCUGAAAGUUUGAGCAAAAAUGGAAAUUAGAGAGAAGAGAUUAUUUUGGGUUGAUCAAUGUGUCAAGUUCUGUUUUCAAAAACACAUUUUCCCCUGUUACUUUUAUUAAUGUGAUAUUUUCUCAAGUUCGUAGGUCUACUGAAGAUAUGCAUUUUAAUUAUCUGAAGAAACUAAUGUGCUUAUUCAUGUUGAAUUUGUGAUUUUUGUAUUAAAGUAUAUUUUUAGUCAGACUUAAAGUGUGCUGCUCACAACCUAAGUAAUACAACGCUGUAACUGCUACUCAAAAGACCUGUGAGACCUAUUAAAGGAUACAGAAUACAAGUUUGUUACAUUUUACAUUAGUUUGAAAUUGCAGAUGCUUGUUUCAAUGAAAAAUAAACUUGGCUUUUGUUUUUA
Messenger RNA from Cyclopterus lumpus (lumpfish), 1656 nucleotides. RefSeq names its product zinc finger, CCHC domain containing 10 (gene zcchc10). The transcript is spliced from 5 exons. Lineage: Eukaryota; Metazoa; Chordata; Actinopteri; Perciformes; Cyclopteridae. The record is from RefSeq and is a predicted model, not a curated record. Gene Ontology annotation, molecular function: zinc ion binding; nucleic acid binding. Bases 647 to 1132 code for a protein of 161 amino acids.